AGAAAGAAUAAAAAGUAUAAAUAGGGCGAGGUUUCCAAAGAUUUUUCAGUGCAUUACGCGCAUCAAACGAUAUCAAUCACUUUCCAAUUUCAAAAUGUUCCGUUUAGCAGUUUUGUGCAUGUGCUUACUCUCGGUGGCUUCUGCAACCCCAGUAAACAAAUGUGAUGGUAAGCCAUUUCCCAGCCAAGUUCGCAUAAAAGAUUGUAACCAGCCACCGUGUGCGGUAGUGAAAGGAACGACGGCCAACUUUCAGGUAGACUUCGAGGCAGCCUUCCCAAUAAAAAUUAUGACAACAAAGGUUCGAGCUACUGUCCUGGGACUCACCGUCAACUAUCCACUUGACGACGAGCAGGCGAAUACAUGCGCCCAUUUGCUGUAUGGGAGCUAUUGUCCGCUAGAUAGAGGCGAGGAUAUUACAUACAAUUUUGACUUUCCGGUCGGAAACUCAUAUCCGGAAAUUGGAGUCAAUGUUGAAGUUAGCUUGGAAGAUGAAUCAAAAAAGGUGGUGACAUGCUUUAAUGUUGAUAUAAAAGUUAAAAGCCAUUGAGGGAAAUGUUUUACAUAUAUUAACCCCCUUUAAUUCGAGGAGAUGGCAAUCUAUCUUUUUCUUAUAACUAAACUAUAAUUUACCAUUUUGUGAAGCUAAAUCCACAUCCACAUGUAUACCCUACUCAAUAAAGCACUCUAUAGCAUAA
Molecule: messenger RNA, 695 nt
Organism: Hermetia illucens (black soldier fly)
Lineage: Eukaryota; Metazoa; Arthropoda; Insecta; Diptera; Stratiomyidae
Product: NPC intracellular cholesterol transporter 2 homolog a-like
Exons: 3
Coding region: 95-547 (150 amino acids)
Biological process (GO): intracellular cholesterol transport
Molecular function (GO): sterol binding
Source: RefSeq, a predicted model, not a curated record